Molecule: messenger RNA, 2163 nt
Organism: Oikopleura dioica
Lineage: Eukaryota; Metazoa; Chordata; Appendicularia; Copelata; Oikopleuridae
Source: the annotation of a GenBank genome assembly
AUGAGCUCUUCGAUACUCGACACUCUUGUUUCCAUCUUCACUGUUGCUAUUGCUGGUGCUUUCCCAAAUGUCCCCUUUAUGAAGGCCGCGGUUAAUCCAACAUCACCAAAGCAAGAGAAGUUCGGUGACUAUCAGUGUAAUAGCUCAAUGCAAAUCGCUGGUAUUCUCAAAGACGCCGGCGAGAAAAUUGCUCCAAGAGAUGUUGCCAAGAAAAUUGUUGAUAACAUCCCCUCGAACGACCUGAUCAAAGAGUCGACUAUCGCCGGCCCUGGCUUUAUCAACGUCUUCAUCUGCCAAAAGUACAUGGUUAACCGUAUUGGAGAACUUAAUAAUGUCGGCGUGCAGUACGAUAAAUCGAAGUCGCAAGGACGUAAAGUUGUUGUUGACUACUCAAGUCCUAACAUCGCUAAAGAAAUGCAUGUUGGCCACUUGAGAUCGACCAUCAUCGGUGAUUCAAUCGCGAAUCUCUUCGAAGCGUACGGCUACAACGUCGAAAGAAUCAACCACGUCGGUGAUUGGGGCACUCAAUUCGGCAUGCUCAUCGCUCACCUGAUAGACCUAUUUCCAGACUACGAUAAGAACGUUCCAAGAAUCUCAGACCUACAGAAAUUCUACAAAGAAUCGAAAAAGCGAUUUGAUGACGAUGAAGAGUUCAAAAAGCGCGCUUAUGAAAAUGUUGUCAAACUUCAAAGCCAUGAGCCUGCAAUUCACAAGGCCUGGCAAGCGAUUUGCGAAGUGUCAAGGAUUGAGUUCCAGAAGGUGUAUGACCGACUUCAAAUUAAGGGACUCAAGGAAGUUGGGGAGAGCUUUUACCAGGAUAAAAUGAAUGCAGUCGUGGAUCAGUUGAAAAAGCGCAAUUUGUUGGAAUUCGAUGAUGGAAGAUACAUCAUGUGGGCUCCUGGUAUCGAGAUCCCUCUCACAGUUGUCAAGACCGGAGGCGGUUACACAUAUGACACCUCCGAUCUGGCAGCUUUGAACUACCGUGUGCACGACGUGAAGGGCGAUAUCCUGAUUUACGUCACUGAUAUGGGCCAGGAGCUGCAUUUCAGACAGGUGUUCGCCGCUGCCUCCAAGGCUGGAUUCUACGAUGCGGCGAAGACUAGAAUCGAGCAUGCUGGAUUCGGCGUUGUUCUCGGAGAAGAUAAGAAAAAGUUCAAGACUCGAUCUGGUGAGACAGUUCGUCUCGUGGACUUGUUGGACGAGGGAGUCAAGCGAGCUAAUGAGCAGCUCCUCGAACGUGGACGACAAGAAGAAUUGAACGAGCAGGAGAUGAAGGACGCUGCCGACGCUGUUGCCUACGGAUGCAUCAAAUACGCAGAUCUCAAGUCCAACAGAAAGAAUGACUAUGUUUUCAGCUUCGAUCAAAUGCUGGAUAUCAGAGGAAACACUGCAGCUUAUUUAUUGUACCAGUUGACACGAAUUCGAUCUGUAAACAGAAAAGUUGAAGGAAAAAUCACCGAAGAAGAAAUCAAAAAGGUCGCUGCCAGCGGUGCCUUUGAUUUGGCCGACCCAAGAGAGUUCAAAUUGGCGAAAACGAUCCUUAGGUUCCAUGAGAUCCUGACGCAGGCUCAGCGUGAUCUCCUCAUUCACCCGAUUUGCGAGUGGAUGUACGAACUGUCAAACGCCUUUUCGCAGUUUUACGACAAGUGCUACAUUAUUGAAAAGAAAGAUGGAAAAGAAGAGAUCAAAGUAGGCAGACUCAUUCUCGCAAGUGCCACUGCGAGCGUAAUGGAAGCCGCUUUUAAAAUUCUCGGUAUUAAAACGCUCCACAAGAUAAUGAUUGGACUUCGUUUGGCCGCUGCAAGAUGCCCUCUCCGAGCCGCUACUCGAGUUCCCACUAUGUCGGCUACUCGCACCCUUCUCGCCCGACAGACUGUUAACACCGUGGCUCAAAGAUCCUGGGGUGGUGGAACCGUCGGUGUUUCCAAGCUCAUCAUUCUUUUCGGUUCCCUCGGUGGCAUGGCUGCUUUCAUGACUCUCUGCUUUACGACCAUCGGUGACUUGAUGAUGUGGGUCAUUCCAGCUCUUGCUCUCUUCUGUGGUUACUUUAUGUUCGGAGAUUCCAAUAUUUACAGACACGAGCAGAUCGGAGAGGCGAUCUUCCAGGACAUUCACGUCCUCUUCACCCUCUCCUUCCUCAUCGUCGUCUACGUCUACUACUAA